Messenger RNA from Striga hermonthica, 1299 nucleotides. NCBI's taxonomy places the organism in Eukaryota, Viridiplantae, Streptophyta, Magnoliopsida, Lamiales, Orobanchaceae. The record is from the annotation of a GenBank genome assembly.
AUGAUGCAGCCGGCAAGCACCAUGGUUCCCCCUCCGAUGAUCCCCCCGCCUUACCAGCAACAACCACCGCAGCAGCCAUCUCAACCAUGGAUGGGGCAGCACCCUCAGCAACCCCCGUACCAGGUUCAUCCACUUCAGCAGCCGCCCGCCUCCGGGUAUUAUUAUCAACAGCCGCAGGCUGCUCCAGGCGCCGUACCGCCGCAUCCGUACGCCGCCGCGCCAACGGCUCAGGCUCAGCCGAUAGCGGAUGAUGGGAUCCGGAGCCUGUGGAUUGGAGAUCUGCAAUCCUGGAUGGACGAGCAGUAUUUGUACAACUGUUUUUUGACCACCGGGGAGGUGGUGGCUGCUAAAGUUAUCCGUAACAAGCAAACUGGCCAAUCAGAAGGAUAUGGAUUCAUAGAGUUUGUUAGUCAUGCUGCUGCAGAGAGGAACCUGCAGACAUACAAUGGCAGCCUAAUGCCAAAUGUCGAACAAACCUUCAGAUUGAACUGGGCAUCCAUGGGAGCUGGGGAAAAGCGUGAUGAUGCUCCUGAGUACACCAUAUUUGUUGGAGAUCUGGCUGCUGAUGUAACUGAUUACAUGCUUCAGGAGACUUUCAGAGCCAAUUAUCCUUCAGUAAAGGGUGCCAAGGUUGUCACGGAUAGAAUAACAGGACACGCCAAGGGCUAUGGGUUUGUGAAGUUUGGUGAUGAAAGCGAACAAUUACGUGCCAUGACUGAGAUGAAUGGGAGAUUAUGUUCCACUAGGCCUAUGCGAAUUGGUCCAGCUGCCAACAAACAAAGAAUGGGAGGUCAGACAAAAGCCUCAUACCCGACUUCUCAAGUCACGCCAAGUGAGGAUGACCCAUCGAACACAACUAUCUUUGUUGGGAAUUUGGACUCCAAUGUCACAGAAGAUCAUCUCAGGCAGAUGUUUGGACAACACGGACAGUUACUUCAUGUAAAGAUACCCAUGGGCAAACGAUGUGGUUUUGUUCAAUUUGCUGACAGAAGCUGUGCUGAGGAAGCUCUACGCGCGUUGAAUGGAACCCAGUUGGGAGGUCAGAGCAUUCGACUCUCAUGGGGCCGCAGCCCUUCAAACAAACAGGUUGACCCUAACCAGUGGAAUAGUGGAUAUUAUGGUUACACCCCGGGUUAUGACACCUAUGGAUAUGCUGCAGCAGCAGCACAGGAUCCGAAUAUAUGGAAGAAUAUCAGCAUAGAUUCGGGUCAAGAAGAUAUUAUAGUUGUCAAUGGACAAAAUGGGGAGUUUCGGUGCCAUAUAUUUGUUCAUAGAAAUUCGAAGAGCUCCGGGAACUAA